Molecule: messenger RNA, 3064 nt
Organism: Symphalangus syndactylus (siamang)
Lineage: Eukaryota; Metazoa; Chordata; Mammalia; Primates; Hylobatidae
Gene: ZFYVE27
Product: zinc finger FYVE-type containing 27
Biological process (GO): positive regulation of axon extension; neurotrophin TRK receptor signaling pathway; vesicle-mediated transport
Cellular component (GO): growth cone membrane; endoplasmic reticulum tubular network
Molecular function (GO): metal ion binding
Source: RefSeq, a predicted model, not a curated record
AGAGCGAUUCGCGUCCCGGAAGCGGCGGUGGCGGCAGCGGCGUAGGCGGAGGAGGUUUUCGGACCUGCGACUUCAGAACGGCUCUGGCAGUAGGAGCGGCGUUCGGCCGGGGCGGGCCUGAGGAAAAGCUCCGGGGCCCAGUGGCUCUCCCCCUGCUCCUGCCCGACCCUGCCACCUCCGUCACUGAGCCAGCGGCCGGGAUGCAGGCAUCAGAACGUGAGGGGAGUGGGCCGGAGCUGAGCCCCAGCGUGAUGCUCGAGGCUCCCCUGGAGUCUCCACCUUUUCCUACCAAGUCCCCAGCGUUUGACCUUUUCAACUUGGUUCUCUCCUACAAGAGGCUGGAGAUCUACCUGGAACCCUUGAAGGAUGCAGGUGAUGGUGUUCGAUACCUGCUCAGGUGGCAGAUGCCUUUGUGUUCCUUGCUGACUUGCCUGGGCCUCAACGUCUUGUUCCUCACUUUGAAUGAGGCUGAUUCAAGGGUCAUCUGGGGACAUGGCAUGGGUAAAGGUGCGUGGUACUCAGUAGGUGCCCUGAUGAUUUCAGUGCCCGCCCUGCUGGGCUACGUUCAGGAGGUUUGCCGGGCACGACUGCCUGAGUCCGAGCUGAUGCGGAGGAAGUAUCAUAGCGUGAGGCAGGAGGACCUGCAGAGAGUUCGCCUGUCUCGUCCUGAGGCCGUGGCUGAGGUGAAGAGCUUCUUGAUCCAGCUGGAGGCCUUCCUGAGCCGCCUGUGCUGCACCUGUGAAGCCGCCUACCGCGUGCUGCACUGGGAGAACCCCGUCGUGUCCUCACAGUUCUAUGGAGCUCUUCUGGGCACAGUCUGCAUGCUGUAUUUGCUGCCCCUCUGCUGGGUCCUCACCCUUUUAAACAGCACGCUCUUUCUGGGGAAUGUGGAGUUCUUCCGAGUUGUGUCUGAGUACAGGGCAUCUCUGCAGCAGAGGAUGAACCCAAAUCAGGAAGAGCAUGCCUUUGAGAGUCCUCCACCACCAGAUGUUGAGGGGAAGGGUGGUCUGAUGGACAGCACGCCUGCCCUCACACCCACGGAGAGUCUCUCUUCCCAGGACCUCACGCCGGGCAGCGUGGAGGAGGCUGAGGAGGCUGAGCCAGAUGAGGAGUUUAAAGAUGCGAUUGAGGAGGAUGAUGAGGGCGCCCCGUGCCCAGCGGAGGAUGAGCUGGCUCUGCAGGACAACGGGUUCCUGAGCAAGAAUGAGGUGCUGCGCAGCAAGGUGUCUCGGCUCACAGAGCGGCUCCGCAAGCGCUACCCCACCAACAACUUCGGGAACUGCACGGGCUGCUCGGCCACCUUCUCAGUGCUGAAGAAGAGGCGGAGCUGCAGUAAUUGUGGAAACAGCUUCUGCUCUCGAUGCUGCUCCUUCAAGGUGCCCAAGUCCUCCAUGGGGGCCACAGCCCCUGAAGCCCAGAGGGAGACUGUGUUUGUGUGCGCCUCGUGUAAUCAGACCUUGAGCAAGUGAGAAGAGAGGCCAGGGUCCAACCAGGCACCCGUCCUUGGGGCCAGCAGUAGGCCCCCCACCCUCCCCACCCCUGGCUCUCUGUGGUGUGUGCUGGGCAAAUGUGGCCUGAAUGCUAGGUAGGCUUCCUCUUCCUUCCUCGCUCUCUCCAGCUGGAUUCUGGAGCUGUUCUCCACCCCUGAGAGUAUCUGGCAGUGGCUGCUCUCAAUCCCCUGGGGAGAGGAGCCCCUGGAGGGCCUGGCAUGUUUGCCCUGCUCUGCCUGGGACUGAGCGAGUGGACUCAGGGCUGGGCAGGCAGUAGCCACCAGAGGGCAGCAGCGAACUAGGCCAGGUCUGACUGGGGUCUGAUGACCAGGGUCAGUGUGGCUAUGCCUGGGAAUUCCAGACCUGCGGUUGGGAAAAGAGGUUUUUCUCCUGCAGGGUACUGGGCCAGGCCUUCAGCCUCAGAGAGCUGCAGAAGGGCUGGGGAGUGCCACACCCCAUCUCUGCUGAUUGAAUGUCCCUCCAGGCACCAGGAUCUCAUCAUUUCCCCAUCAGAGGGUGUGGCCAGGCCUAACAAGACCAUGGGUGCUUCUAGAAACAGGGUUGAAGUUCCCAGAUUCUCCGAGAGGAGAACGUGUGUAGGAGGGUUUGGCUGAGUCCUUCAGCGUUAAGUGGAGGAAAGCUUGGGGAAGCCCCAACAGCUGGACAGACCUCAGCCUCCCCUCGAAGACACCUCACUUCACAGACUCUGAGCCCACACAAUGCCCUAGUGUCCCCAGCUCCGCUGGAGCAGCUGCACGGCACUCGGAUCACAACUUCUGCACCCUCUGCCCAGAGUCUAGGGCAGUCCUCCACUGGCCCAGCACUCCAGUUUCCUUUCCCUGCCUCUUGUCCCAUGGAGUGGGAGGCCAGGUGAGUGGAGCAGAGGUCCUGAAGCCCUUGACCCCUGGGGGCCUGGGAAGUGUAGGAUCUCGCUGGGCUGGGUCCUGGAUUCCAGGGCUAUUCCCUGGAGGACAGUCUCAGUUAUGGGAUAAGGCCCCUUGGGGGUCUCCAUUUUCUUUCCAACAGUUUCAUGUUCACUGCUGAACUCUUACGGGCUCAGUAUCUCUCCCUUAGCCGUGAGCUGGCUCAGGCAUCCCUUCCCUUCCCUGGAGCUGCCCUGCCUUUCUAAAGUAUUUAUUUAUUUAUUGCAUGGUUCCUGGGAACAUGUAGUACAAGUAAUGGGAUGAGGAGGAAUUGGGGGUGGGGGUCUCCUACCUAGGACUCUUCCCUGGAGUCAUGGGCUGCCUGGGACCCAGGACCCAUGAGGGGACUGAGAGGUUUCUACACUCAAGGAGCAGGGGUCCAGAGAGGCAGGUUGGGGAGGCAAGGGACCCAUCCUAGGCCCACUUUCUUGCUGAGCCAAGCAGUUAUAGCUGGGGCUGUGCAGCCAGGGGCCUACCCAGGCCAGUGGAGGUGCCACAGCCCUGGUGAGCCAGGCAGUCUUUGGUAUCGUAUCGCCUCUGUGUCCUGUUAAGAGAGGAGAGUUCAGUACCCCGUGCUUUCUUUACACUGGAGAGGAACUAAAAGGAUCUCUGUGUCUAUGGAGAAUUGUCAAUAAAAAGGCCUCAAGCUUC